GGCUGAUAUUCAGUGUCGGAUAUGACACAUGGAACCGCCCUCCGCUCCUUGCAGCUCCGGUUCCCAGGAUAUCCCAUGUUUGAUCUCUGGUUGCAAUUCGGUCGCGGCCUUUAAAACUCCUCCAAUAUAGCGUCUUAUGAAUUCACUCGAUUCCCUGUCAUGUCCGUGGCUAUCGUGACCGGUGCCGGCCAAGGAAUUGGCAAAGCAAUUGCUCUCAGACUCGCUGACGAUGGCUUUGAUGUGGCUAUCAAUGACCUGCCUUGCAAAUCAGAAGCACUGGAAUUGCUUUCAGCGGAAAUCUCGGCAAAGGGUAGGAGGUCGUGCAUAAUUCUUGCUGAUGUGUCUGUGGAACAAGAGGUGGAAGAUAUGGUGACCAAAGUGGUCACAGAGUUGGGUCGAUUGGAUGUCAUGGUUGCUAACGCCGGAAUGGGUUUUGGGCGGCGACUGCUGGACACCCAAAUUGAGGACUGGGAUCGCGUCCUCAGUGUCAACGCCCGAAGUGUUUUUAUCUGUUACAAACUUGCUGCAAAACAGAUGAUCAAGCAAGGGACUGGGGGUCGAAUCAUUGGAGCGUGUUCGGUCCUUGGACAGCAAGGUGGAAGAUUCGUUAGCGCUUAUAGUGCCUCGAAAUUCGCUAUUAGAGGCCUUACGCAAUGUGCAGCCACUGAAUUUGGAGAAUAUGGGAUCACAGUAAACACCUAUGCUCCAGGCGCAAUAGAUACUCCUAUGAUGGUUGAAGCCGCCCAAGAUAUGGGUGGUGUGGACGCCUUCUACGAGAAGGAGAGAAACAAAAGCCCGUUGGGAAUGAUGGGCGAGCCUUCUGAUGUUGCUGGUGUUGUUUCAUACCUUGCAUCGAGAGACGGUCGCUUCGUUACAGGUAGCUAAUCUCUUCGCUUUUGCUCCUUAACCUUUACUGAAAAAAAUGGCGUCUGCCGCUUAGGUCAAACGGUAAGGUCUUUCUUCUCUUUCGUGCCAUUUGGUUCUCACUGUAACUUGAAGAUACCGGUUAACGGCGGCAGGUUUUACUCCUAGAUGAGGGUAAUGUACAAGCUAGUAAAAUAUUUUCGU
This is a messenger RNA of Desarmillaria tabescens, 1068 nucleotides long. RefSeq names its product acetoin reductase family protein. The transcript has 8 exons. Lineage: Eukaryota; Fungi; Basidiomycota; Agaricomycetes; Agaricales; Physalacriaceae. The record is from RefSeq and is a predicted model, not a curated record. Gene Ontology annotation, molecular function: oxidoreductase activity, acting on the CH-OH group of donors, NAD or NADP as acceptor. Bases 160 to 885 code for a protein of 241 amino acids.